CUCGCCGCCGCGGAGCAGUGAGCCCUGAGCGGGGAACACAAGCUGCCCUCGCCCCGUCACCAGCUCCACCAACCUCGGGGACAUGAACUCAUUAAGUCCCGCUGCGGUGCUCGUCUCCACGCAGCCCGUCUGAGCUCCGUCUCCUCGGAACAUGGCCUGUCGGUUCCUGCGACUUCCACCGCAAACCCUUCCGCAUUUUCCUGCCGCUCUCGGGCUGUGACGUGUCGUGCUGACGGCGGCCUCGGAGCUGCUGGAGGAGCGGGGGGCUGUAGCACGACGACGAGCUGGCUCCGCACGUCCCGCUUUGCGUUCAGCGGAGCUCCAGAAACUACCCCUGACCCCUCCUUCUCCGCUCCUCUCCGGCCCGCCCAAAUAACACCAAAUUCCCGACUGGAUCCUGCCCGAGUCUGGGGGAACCAGGCGGCCUGGGAAAGCCGAGACGCGGACCGAGGCCAUCCCUGCAGCUCCAAUCCGCUGUCCAGUAACAAAUGCAGUGCGAGGACAAUGGAUGAGAAUGUCACCAGGCUUGCAAUACAUUCCGAAGAGCCUAAAAUAAUAUUACACGGAUCGGAUGAAGGUGGUGCCGGCGGACAGGAGUUUGUUGUGGAGCUUCAAGAGACUGUGUUGGUGUCGGAAGGUGACGGGGAAGGCAUGGCGGUUCACAGGUUUGCCCCAGACGAGCUUGUCAUCCAGGACGCUGUCGAGGAUGUGGUUUCCGAGUAUGUGCACUGCGAUGAAGAUGAAGACGUUGCUGUAGAAACCUGCGUGAUGGCUCUGGAGGGCGAGGAGGAAGGUGUUGCCAUGGGUGAUAUCCCUGAAGAUGGGCUGGACUCAGAGCAGCAGGAGGAUGACCAAGAUGGCUGUGGAGAUUAUCUAAUGAUAUCAUUGGACGAAGCUGGUAAAAUGGUAUCAGAGGAUGGAACAGAAGUCACAGUGGAGGGAGCUGUGGAGGACCAGGAGGUGGAGAAGGAUGAAGACGGGCAGGAGGUGAUUAAGGUCUACAUCUUCAAGGCUGAUUCUGGGGAGGACGACAUGGGAGAAUCUGUUGAUAUCAGCGAUGGAGACACAGAGAGUGUACGGUUAACCGAGUCUUCAGGCCAAACACUCCGAGAGAAGAUGGUUUACAUGUCUGUAGGGGAUUCUCAUCACAAUCAAGGAAACCACGGUGUGGACGACAGUGAAAGUUGUGAAAACCGCAACGGGGCAGCCAGUGCUCUCCUGCACAUUGAUGAAUCGGACGGGGUCGAAGAAAUCAACAGACAACGCAACAAGAAGCAGAGGCGGUCGGAGCCUCGACAGGUCCAGACAGCUAUCAUCAUCGGUCCGUAUGGUCAGCCUCUGACAGUUUACCCCUGCAUGCUUUGUGGUAAGAAGUUCAAGUCACGAGGCUUCCUGAAACGCCACACCAAGAAUCAUCACCAGGAAGUUGUGACCAGGAAAAAGUACCAGUGUACAGACUGUGAGUUCACCACUAACAAGAAAGCCAGCCUUCACAACCACAUGGAGGUGCACGCCCUGAGCAGCAAGGCUCCUUUCGAGUGCGAAAUGUGCGGCAAGGAGUUCCACCAGCAGGCGGCGCUAUUCUCUCACAGACUGCAGCACCACCACAGGGAGCCCAAGAGCCAGCCACCUCCAACCCCCAACAAGAUGCAUAAAUGCAAGUUCUGUGACUAUGAAACUGCCGAGCAAGGACUUCUCAAUCGGCACUUGUUGGCUGUUCACAGUAAAAGUUUCCCUCACAUCUGUGUGGAAUGUGGAAAAGGCUUUCGACACCCCUCAGAGUUGAAGAAACACAUGCGCACACACACGGGCGAGAAGCCUUACUCCUGCCUGUACUGUGACUACAAGUCGGCCGAUUCCUCUAAUCUCAAGACACACAUCAAGACUAAGCAUAGCAAGGAGAUGCCAUACAAAUGUGAGCGCUGUUUCCAGACCUUUGCUGAGGAAGAGGAGUUAAUGCAGCAUGGACUAACACACGAGGAGAAUAAGACCCACCAUUGUGCCCACUGUGAUCACAAAAGUUCCAACUCCAGUGACCUGAAACGCCAUAUCAUAUCUGUUCACACCAAGGACUAUCCACACAAAUGUGCUGUCUGUGGGAAAGGCUUUCACCGACCAUCUGAACUGAAGAAGCACUCAGUAGCCCAUCGCACCAAGAAACUCCACCAGUGCCGGCACUGCAACUUUAAAAUUGCAGACCCUUUUGUUCUCAGUCGCCAUAUCUUGUCUGUCCACACAAAGGAGCCACAGUCCUCUCCUGAAAAGAGUGAGGGUAAGAGGACAGAGCCGAACACUCCUGUGGUGUCACCUAAAAAGUCUGCACCUAGCAGCUCGAGUGCCACCAGCCCUGCUACUAGAGUCAGUGCCGCCAGUUUAGCCAGCAGUGUGACUGUAGUUAUUGGCAAAGGUCAGAAGGAGAGGAGAAUUUACCAGUGCCAGUACUGUGACUACAGCACCGGGGACGCCUCGGGUUUCAAGCGACACGUGAUUUCCAUUCACACAAAAGACUAUCCACACCGCUGUGAGAUCUGCUCGAAAGGCUUCCGACGACCAUCAGAGAAGAACCAGCAUAUCGUGCGCCACCACAAGGACGUGAAGGCAGAGUGACUCUGACUGAGCCAAAUACUGUGCCACAAACCAGAACAAUGUUGAAGCAACUAUCACACCCCAAUCACUGCACCCUCAGCACAACACCUUUCACAUUGAAAUAAUGUGUACGUGUUCGCUGCACUUGUUGUUUUGCUCCUUUCUGAUCCUCAGCCUAAUGUUUGUUCAGAGAUGUAUACACGUGUACAUAACAUUAAUGCUCGGUCGGAGGUAGCAACAGAACCCCUCUGUAGACUUGCACUUUUAACUGCAUGUCCCUUGCCGGUGACAGUGUGCAUGGCAGAAUGUGCAAAUGUCUCUUUGUAGAUACACGUUAUGAUUUUUGCAGGCAGCAAUCAGCUCUCAGUCACCAUGGUCCUAAUUAUUUGUCUCAAAACAGAAGUGUCGUUUGCAAAAUGUUUGCGUCAUUUAAAAAAAGUAAGUACUAAACACAGCAGUAAGGAUUAGCAACCUGUUCACAGUAGCACUUGUCAUCUUGGUAAAGAUCAUUUUAAAAUGCAGUAAACAUGUCAUGUAUGUUACUAUGAGUGUGCGUGCGUGAGAGAGAUGGAGUGUGAGUGACAAAAAAAAGCAUCUGUUCUUCCGGUGCUCAGACCUCACCCCCCUGUGACAUAAUGCUUUGUGUUGUGUUAACAAAAACACACGGCCGGCUGAGUUCAACACCAUCAGUCGUUUUUAGUUUUGGUCAACUGCGAUUAUUGAAUUGACACAAAAUACAGAGUGUAGUAGUGGAUGAUCACUACCCAAUCACUGGAUUAUCACACAGUUGUCGGAUGUUUCUCUUUUUAAAUCGGUAGUCAUACUGUAGGUUGUUCCAAACAAGUGCCCAAAGCAGCGGAGGAAGCACUGACUGAUAUGUUGCCUGGAAACCCAAAUCCCACUAAUUUGAAGACAAAAAAAAAUGUAUGUGAUGAUAAUGUUUGUUUUCAACAUUGCUGAUGACGAGCUGCUCCAACAGAUGGUUUCUUUUAUCGAUGAACAAACUUGUUAUAAUUGACUUUAUAUCUAUUAACUCACUGAAAAAAGCAUAAUCUCUAAGCAUCAGUAUGAUCCAAUAUUAGGCUUGAAUCGUGGAAAGGUGACAUCAUUGUCCGGAGGUAAGUCCGGCCUCAAUAGAAUCAUACAGUAUAUCUGGUGCUUGUGUUAUGAAACUAUGAACUGAAGUUUCUUUUCACCAACACAGAUGUACCUUUGCCAGUAGAAAGGGAAAAUGUAUGUCAUUUUUUUUAAAAGGUGCGGCUUCAGAAGACAGGUGCUGGUGGUCUACUAGUACAAUGGCUUUUUACAUUUUUUUUGUUAUCACCUGUGACCAUUUCCGUUUUUAUAUUUAUUUCAUUUACAAGUUGUUGUAUAGUUAAGUGUAACUAGACUUCUAUGGGACGUAAAUUAUUGUUUUGUAUACAAAUCUGUACAAAACGUGUAGAUGUAAACACUUGAUAAAAACAAAAUCUGAACCGUGUUGUUAUGGAUGUACUUCAACGUAUUUGUUAAAAAAAGGUAAUAAAAGCAAAGUAUUUUAGCCGUAUGUCUUUUAUUUGCUCAUAGGAGCCUUGUGGAGAUCUGAAAAAAAUUUGUACCAAAACCCUGUGUUGCCCUUAGGUUGGAAUAAACUUACUACUUCAUAGAACAUUUGAAAAGGGAAGUUUUCU
Limanda limanda (common dab) is the source of this 4256-nucleotide messenger RNA. Its product is annotated as zinc finger X-chromosomal protein. Gene Ontology annotation, molecular function: DNA-binding transcription factor activity, RNA polymerase II-specific; metal ion binding; RNA polymerase II transcription regulatory region sequence-specific DNA binding. Lineage: Eukaryota; Metazoa; Chordata; Actinopteri; Pleuronectiformes; Pleuronectidae. Bases 505 to 2607 code for a protein of 700 amino acids. Gene Ontology annotation, biological process: regulation of transcription by RNA polymerase II. The transcript has 7 exons. Gene Ontology annotation, cellular component: nucleus. The record is from RefSeq and is a predicted model, not a curated record.